ACUCGGGGUCGCUUAAAAGUUUUAUUUGACAUCACUCAUGUGGUGGACGAUAGAUAGAAAUGGGUAAAAUUUAUUGUGAUAAGUGCCGUCGAAAAUGCCGCGGAGAUGUUUUGCGAGUAUCCAAUAAGUAUUUUCAUAAGGACUGUUUUAAGUGCGCAAAAUGUAACAAAAGCCUUGAACAUGGCGGAUUUUUCGUGAAGGAUGGUGGAUUCUAUUGUCAGGAUGAUUAUCGGCAUUAUUUUGUUGCAAAAUGCAAAAUUUGUUCGGAGGAUCUAAUUGGAGAAGUAGUGACAGCCCUCAACUUCUCUUUUCAUCGAGGUUGCUUCAAAUGUAAUAAGUGUCUGAUCACGUUCCGUCCUGGUGAUCGCGUUACUGUUUGGCAGGAGAAAUUCUAUUGUCCACAUUGUAUCAAUCAAGUAUGCUGUUCCGCAACUGUUGGUAGUGUUCCUAUUAAAAAUCUUCUCCAGACACCUUUGUCUGUUACUGAUGAUGAAGGUUGUGUCAGUGCCAGUGAUAUGGCAUCGUCACAGUAUAUCCAUGAGCAGCUAAUCGAGAUGAACCAACCGCAAAACGAUUUCUCGUGCAUUCCUUCUGCUGGACUUCCUCAAAAAUCAAGAUCUAUUCUUCGAAAACCUGUCAUAGAACAAAAUGGUCUUCAUGCAUCCAAGGAGAGAGGAUACUUAAGCACAGAUUCUGGUCUUGGAGAGCGUUUAUGCGAAUCAACCAAUCUGGAGGAUUCAAACUAUAAGCAUUUAUAUGAUAGAAACUCUGAUCAGGAUAAAACUAAUGUACGUCAGGAGAAAUCUCACACCCUGUCUUUCCAUCUGUCUAGACACAGUUUAUGUGGACGAGUACUAAGCUCUAACUAUGGUCGAUACUUAAAUCAAUCCUAUAUGCGAUUGAGUAAUCAGAUCCCCAUACCGAAUAAUGAUCGAUAUAAACGUAAUGUAUCCAGUACAACUUUAAACAGUUCGUCACAACCACGACAAUUUCACUUACCUGAUGGUGGUAAAAGUCGUUUUCUACCGCCUGGUACAAAAUUCUACUCAACAUUAUUUGGUCGUUCAGCUAGCAGUGCAAUCUCACCAUUGUAUAGUAAUAAUACAAGUACACCACGUUCAACUAAUACUACUAGUACUGCUACUAACAAUUGUCAUCCUGAUAUUAUUACAUCACGUUCUCUUAAUAAACCUUUUGCAUUAUCAGCUUUUAAUUUACAUGAUAAUAAACUUAAAACUGAUAAACUGUCAUUAUCGACAACAACAUCAGCAAAAAAAAUCACCAGAAUUUUAUCUAAUACCACUGAUGACAAUAAUAAUUACAAUGAUAACAUUAAUGGUGACCAUACCAGUCAAUUAACGUCGAAAUCAUAUCGAACAUACAUGAAUGAUAUUAGUCAAUCUGGUCCAAUUUUAUUAAAUGAUCGUAAUAUCACAUUGGAAACACGUAAAUUAGCUUGUUUACCGGCUGGACAAGAACGUGAUAAAAGUACGCCGAGGCCAAUUGAACGUUAUGAUUGGCCAGCGCCACCUGCUUCUGGUGUUGUUUUAGCGGAAUUGAUGCGUGAACGACGUCAACGACGUAGAGAACAAGCACGUUUAAGUGGUACACAGUUUUCUGGCGAUAUUGAUGAUUUAGAAAGUCAAGAAGCAUUGAGUAUUGAUUAUUCCUUUGAUGGUAUCCCUGAUACAAUUGAUCAUUCUGUUGAACAUAUAGGUAUUGGACAAGCAAUUCUACGGGAAGAAGCUGAAAGUAAACACCGAUCACGUUCACAAACCUAUCUAGAUCCAGUGUCAGCGUCUAGAACACCAAGUGCAUCGGUUGAACCGUCAUUUAAACCACGUUUUGCAACUCAUCAGUUUGCAUCUGCUUCUAGGCAUAUAUCAAGUUCACCUGCACGUUAUAAGCAUCCAAUCGGUUAUUCAAUGGAAUUUAUUCAUUUGGGUAACCGAAAUUGGACACUUGAUCGAUCACAAACAUUGACGAAUCGUGAUACAAUUAAUACGGGAGCAGCAACAGUAACAAUGAAUAUUCCUACUGAUCAUCAUCAGAAUAACGCAUCACGAUACAACACUAAUCCACCAAUUUUCACUCCUGGUAGUUCAAUUAAACCUGGCUACACUGGUGGUCAAUUAUCUUGCAACGAUCAAUUAAAGAAUAAAAUAUUAUCAAUGAAUUAUUCAACUUCAUCAUUGUCAGUUGGAAAUGGGGGUAUUAGACAACAAUCUACCAAUCAAAUAUUGUUAAAUAAAUCUAAAGGUGUAAUGCUGAAUCGUCAUUCUAAUCUUUCACAUCAAUUGGAUGUGAAUGGAACGAAAUUGUUAAACGGCAAUCUGCAACUAAGCAAACCUGAUCAUACUCAAUCAAAUACCAGUGAUUCACUACGAAUUUAUUCACCAACAUCCGAUCAUCGCAAUAAAUCAAUACAUACUACUAGUAUACUUCAUGGAGUUAAACAUAGUAGUACUACUACUUCGAUACUAAAUGGUCAUUCAUCACAAUAUCUACAACAGCAUAAUCUGAUAAAUUCAAUCAACGGUAAAGAUUUCGAUGCUGAUCGUCGUUUGAUUGAAUCUAGUUCAAGUCAUCCCACUAUUCAGUUUUCAUCAUCAUCACCAAGUGCUAUAUCUCAUAAGAAAUCAUCUUUACCUCAAUUGAUACCAUAUGAAAAACUGAAAGAAUAUAAAGGGAUUUAUCCCAAAGGAAUUGAUCGUACAGCUGUAGAGACACAUUUAUCCGAUGAAGAAUUUCAACAGGUUUUCGCUUUAUCUCGAACAGCAUUUUAUCGUCUUCCGGAAUGGAAACGUAAUGAUUUAAAGCAUAGAGCUCAACUUUUCUAAUUCUACUACUGACUAGUCAGUCAAUAGACUAAUUAAUUCAUUUUAUGAAGAAGAGGAAACAAUAAGUCAACAUACAUUAAAACAACAAAAUAUUUUGGAAAAAUAACAAGAAAGAUUUAUUCCUUUACUAGUUUGGUAAGUCUCCGUCACCAGACUUUCUUAUGAAAUUUAUACAGGAAUCCGUUUGUUUGCUUGUUUGUGUCUAGUUGUCCGAUUUCAUUCUGUUUAAAACCAAAUUAUUCAAUCUAUCAAUAUAAAAAAGUAUCAAUACAUUUGCGGUUAUUUCGGUCUUUCUUAAUUUCUUCAUCCCUUACCUAUUUUUAUGUAUUAAUCUUCAGCAAUUAAUUGUUUAUUAAUAGAAAAAGACGAAAAUAAUGAGCUUCGUUAAAAUAAACAAAUAAAUAGCAAUUCAUUAGACAUUGAUCACUCUUUCGAAAAUGUUUCAUUUCGACUUCGUGGCACCAGUUACCUUAAAACUGUAUAUUUAUUCAUUUUACCUUGGAUCUCUCUCUUUGUGUGCAUAUAUAAACAGCAUUUCGGUGUUUGAAUGAGUAUAAGUGUAAAUACUUAAGGGUAUUUUCCUUUUUAUUCCCCAUUAACUUUUAACAUUAUACUCAGAUUGCAUACCUAUAGAACACUUUCGUUUUCUGUGUGUAAUGUUUACAUUCCCAUAAACAAUUUUCGCACACAUGCACACAAGUUCACUGAAAUAAUUCUUUUCACUUGUUGAUUCAUUUUAUUGUUUGUUUCUGAAUUAUGAUUUAUGUUAAAUAAUCCAUGUGUCAUUCAUAACACGUCAGCAGCAUUUUUGUUUAACCAUGUGAAAAGAAAAAUUGUUCUGAGUCUUUCAUUUGUUUUUCUACUCCACAUAAAUACAGAAUAUGGGUGCUUGUUCAAUUUAGAUUGAUCACUCUUAAAACAAAUCUUCACAAAGACACAUUUAUAGAAUGUCAGGGAAUAUCAACAUUUUCUGUUCCAAUAUAAAUCCAUACAAUACAUCCCUCAUAAUAUGCAUGCAUAUGAUUCGUCAUAUUUUUAUUCCUCCUCAUCAACAUCAAACUGUGUGAUUAUACAUAAAAAACAUGAGUAGAAUAUUGCACAACUAAAUCUUUUCUAUUGUUGUGACAAUUUUCCACCUCACUAUUUUCCUAAUCACCGUUCAAAAUAGUUAAACAACUUUGAAGUUAUCAAUACCACUGACUGAUAUGACUUGUCAUUUCGAUCAUGAUCUAUUUAUAACAGUAACAGUUACCGUUUACCAUAUCUAAAAAAAUGUUCUAUUGUUAUUCACCAUUAACAACGGCUCGGCAUCAAGUAUGUCUUCUUUUUUUAAAGAAGAGUUAUCUAGUUCAUUUGCAAAAGAAAUUUGUGUGUAUUUUCCUUUCUAGAGAAGUUUGUUUUUAUUUAACUACUUUUUAUCCGUGAGCGUAAAACUCAACAUAACAGUUAGCUUGCUUACAAUUAAAACAUCUGUUACACGUGUAUCUAUAUGUAUCUCUGUAUACAUACACACGUACACUCAUAUAUAAACUUGGAUUUGUCAACUUUGUUUGUUUGUGUUUUGCUAUCCAUAUACUUUAUUCUUUCUUCGUUUCUAUAUAAAAUCACACCCAUUAUUUUCAACAUACAAAGUUACGCACAAUCCAAUAAAGAAACCUAAUAUUUAUCAGUUUUACCCAAAAAUUACAAUAACAAUACGAAAUAUGAAAAAGUGUACAUUUUGUUUUACUUUAUGCUAUUGUAGUAAAAUUAACCUUCUUUUGUACUUUUCCCCCUCACCCACCUUCUUUAUUUCAUAUCUUCUCGAUAAUUGUUUUUUUGUUUGAAAUAAUACAUCGUGAUAAAAAACGGGUUAGUAUAUACAAGACGAGCUUAAAACAGUUGUGCAAAAUUUUCAACUAACUCUUAGUCCAUUUUAUAAGCAAUGAUGGAUGGUGGUUAGCAGUGGAGUCUAGGACGCGCGUUUCAUCCUAUUUGGGACUCGUCAGCUGCAUGUACCUGCAUCCCAGCGUUGAUGUUCACUCUGGGACUCAACCGUUUUGUUUCCUAGGUUUCUGAUUAGUUGAACACGUUUGUUCUUCAUGCUAUUCUACAUUUUACGUUAUUUCAUUAUUAUCUCUCUCAUUCCAUGUUAACCAUAUUUAUUUUAAUCAUUUGUCACACAAUUUCAUUUAACGUAUAAACUUAUUGAAGUCAACACUUCACACUAGUCAUUGCAGCAUCAUAGAUCUUAUUUUAUAGUCCUAAAUUCACAUGCUAGAAUUUUUAAACGGUGUAUUUUACCCCUACGCCCCACCCUCUUUUACCGGGGCUUGGGAACGGCAGUAACCAUAGAAGAGCUACAGGUGAAGUUAUAACUCUAGAGUACCUGAAAAGAAUUUAUUAAAGAGGAUAUUCUUCGUCCAUA
Molecule: messenger RNA, 5247 nt
Organism: Schistosoma spindalis
Lineage: Eukaryota; Metazoa; Platyhelminthes; Trematoda; Strigeidida; Schistosomatidae
Source: the annotation of a GenBank genome assembly